AUGGGCAGUCAAGAAUCGCUCCAGGCCUUCACCUCCCUCGGAACCCUCGACUACGCGGUAGUCGAUGCAUCUUCAACGAAGGAGGCGCUCACGGCGGAGAACUUGGCGUUGCUGCCCUUUACCGGACAACCCAUCGUUGCCGCCUACAAUCUGCCCUCCCUCGCCUCCACUCUCGUGCUGGACGGAGCGACGCUGGGGGCCAUCUGGUCGGGCAGUGUGGUGUGGUGGAACGACACGGCCAUCCAGACCCUCAACCCAAGCCUCACGCUGCCGCAGGAGCGCAUACUGCUGACCUACGCCAGCGACACGUCGUCCGGCAUCACCCAGACCUUCACGCGUGCGCUGUCCCUCUUCGACGCUGACUUUGCCGCGGCGUGGAACGCGACGGGCAGCCUCGGUUGGGCCGGCAUUGCCGGCAUCGCCGGCCACGCCAACAACUCGGGCCGGCCCGGCAAGACCCAGACCGACUAUGUCAAGGUGUGA
Molecule: messenger RNA, 483 nt
Organism: Acanthamoeba castellanii str. Neff
Lineage: Eukaryota; Discosea; Longamoebia; Acanthamoebidae
Product: phosphate ABC transporter, periplasmic phosphatebinding protein
Exons: 3
Coding region: 1-483 (160 amino acids)
Source: RefSeq, a predicted model, not a curated record